AUGAAACUUCGAUUAAUGAUGAGCACACCAUCCUAGACUAGCACUGCAUUCCAUACGCGUACGUAGUAUUCGCAGAGUCAAAGACAGGUGCUACAAACCAGUCGUCUGCCGCAUGAGUUCAUCUGAGCUUCUCCAUUUUCACCUCAUUCUGUGGGAGGCUUUGACAACCGGCGCCAUCACCGGAGAACAUUCGCUGCUAUUCUUCGCGGCAUCAUUGCCCCUGGACAAAGGUCAUAGACAUCCAUGACUUCAGCCUGAUCGUCGCCUGAAUCUGCUUCGUCCCGCAGAAGGGGAACAGAAACCUCAUUGAGGAAGAUGGAAACAAAGAGCGGCGAAGAUAACCAACUAGAUGAACCGCUAUUGGAUGAAAAAAAUUCAAAGGAGUGCAAAAGGGAUAACUCUGUAACCCCAUACUCAAGGGCAGGCCUUUUCAGUGUUCUUACUUUUUCUUGGAUCAGUUCUCUAAUCAAACUUGGCAACAGAAAACCAUUAGACUUUGUUGAUGUUCCUAAGCUUGAUAGUAAAGACAGUAUUUUUGGAGCAUUCCCAGUUUUCAGAAGUAAACUUCUUGAGUCCCAAGGUGACACUGCCACUAGAGUUUCUGCAUUGAACCUUGUCAAGGCAUUAUUCUUGUCUGCCUGGAGAGAUAUUCUUUUGACAGGUUUCCUUUCCUUGACAUACACCUUAGCUUCUUAUGUUGGUCCAUACCUCAUAGGCGAAUUUGUUAGCUGCCUUAAUGGGGAAGGGAAGUUCAGAAAUCAGGGCUAUCUUUUAGCUUCAUCCUUUCUGGUUGCAAAGUUAGUAGAACGCUUUUCAUACAGAUGCAGCUUCUUUAAGCUUAAGCAAAUAGGAAUGAGAAUGCGUGCAGUGAUUGUGACAUUGAUAUAUCACAAGGGCUUAACGGUGACUUCUUCCGGGGAAAACACAAGUGGUCAGAAAAUUAAUCUCAUGACAAUUGAUGCUCAACAGAUUGAGAGUUGUGGCAUCGAAAUUCACGAGCCUUGGGUAGUUCUUCUUCAAAUAAGUUUAGCUUUGUUCAUAUUGUAUAAAAAUCUCGGGCUUGCCUCUCUUGCCACACUUGGUGGAACUUGUAUACUCAUAGCAGUGAAGUAUCCGUUAGGAAAACUAUACGCCAGUUUUGAUGGGAAACUGAUGGAAGCUAAAGAUGAGAGAAUUAAGGCAACUUCUGAGGUUUUGAGAAACAUGAGGAUUAUCAAGCUUCAGGCUUGGGAUAUGAAAUUUCUGUCGAAGAUCAUGGGACUUCGUAAAACCGAAGAACAAUGGUUGAAGAAAGUUCUUUACACUUCUGCCUUUGUAACUUUUGUUUUCUGGUGCGCUCCUAUUUUCGUGUCUGUGACUUCCUUCUCUGCAUGUGUGCUAUUAAAAAUCCCUUUAGACUCGGCAAAGAUCUUAUCAGCACUCGCAACAUUUGGAAUGCUUCAAGAUCCACUGACAAAUAUUCCUUCUUUAAUUUCUACAAUCGCUCAGACAAAAGUCUCCCUUUGUAGAAUAUCAUAUUUCCUUUCUCUUGAUGACUUGCCUAUUGAUGCUGUAGAGGAGAUUCAAAGUUCUGACAUAGCAAUUGAGAUAACAAGGGGCUGCUUUUCUUGGGGCUCUAAUUCUACAACUCUAACAGACAUAAAUUUGAAGGUAAUUCGAAAGAUGAGAGUUGCCAUAUGUGGCACUGUUGGUUGCGGCAAGUCUAGCAUGCUAUCUUCCAUUUUAGGAGAAGUUCCAAGAAUCUCAGGCUCGGUUAAAGUGUGCGGGAGAAAGGCGUAUGUUGCUCAGUCACCAUGGAUACAGAGUGGGACAAUUGAAGAGAAUAUCUUAUUUGGUAAAGAAAUGGAUAGGAGUAAGUAUGAGAGCAUAUUGGAGGCAUGUGCCUUGGAGAGGGACCUUGAAAUCUUGCCAUUCGGAGAUCAGACCAUUAUCGGCGAAAGGGGUAUUAAUUUAAGUGGUGGACAAAAACAAAGAUUCCAAAUUGCAAGAGCUCUAUAUCAAGAUGCUGACAUAUAUCUUUUUGAUGAUCCUUUUAGCGCCGUUGAUGCACAUACUGGAUCUCAUUUAUUCAAGGGAGUUUUGCUUGGACUUUUGAGUCAAAAAACUGUUGUCUAUGUGACUCAUCAAGUUGAGUUCUUGCAUGCUGCUGAUCUUAUACUAGUCAUGAAAGAUGGAAGGAUUACACAAGCUGGAACAUAUGAGGACAUUCUCAAGUCAGGGUCUGACUUUAUGGAACUUUUAGGUGCACAUAACCUAGCUUUAUCCACACUUAAUGAUUCUAAACAUGAAGAGCCAGAUUGUAGUACUACAGAAAGUAUUACCAAUUCUAAUGAGGAUACCUUGAAAGAAGAGUGUCUUAAACCUGAUGAUGAGACAGCUGCUGCUAUGGAGGAAGGGGGACAACUUGUUAAUGAAGAAGAAAGAGGAAAAGGAAAUGUCGGAUUCCCAGUGUACUGGAAAUAUCUAACUAUGGUAUACGGAGGAGCAUUAGUUCCCAUAAUUUUGUUGCUACAUCUUCUUUAUCAGGUCCUUUUGAUUGGUAGUAACUAUUGGAUGGCUGGGGCUGCUCCUACUUCUUCUAAGGAUGCAAAGCAGAUAGGGUACAAUCUCAUAGCUGUUUAUGUUGCUUUCGUUUUCGUCAGUUCUGUUUGCAUUCUGUUUAGGUCCAUACUCCUCGAGACAGCAGGGUAUAAAACCGCAACCAUACUGUUUAAUAAAAUGCAUUCGUGCAUUUUUCGUGCUCCCAUGUCCUUCUUUGAUGCAACCCCAAGUGGACGGAUUCUUAAUAGAUGCUCAACUGACCAAAGCGAAGUAGACGAGAACAUAUCAUACCGGGUUUAUGUAGUUGUUUUCUUAAUGAUCAAUCUUCUGGGCACAAUCACAGUGAUGUCUCAGGCAGCGUGGCAAGUGUUUGUCAUUUUUAUACCCGUGAUAUCUGCAUGCAUCUGGUACCAGAAUUAUUACAUACCUUGUGCAAGAGAACUUUCACGGCUGGUUGGAACCUGCAAUGCUCCGGUUAUCCAGCAUUUUUCUGAAACGAUUUCAGGAGCAGUCACCAUUAGAAGUUUUGAUCAACAGUCCAGAUUUCAAAAUUCAAAUAUGAAGUUGAAUGACGCAUAUUCUCAGUUGAAGUUCCAUAGUGCUGGUGCGGUCGAAUGGCUUGGUCUUCGCUUAGACAUGCUUUCUUGCAUCACUUUUGCCUUUUGUUUAUUUUUCCUAGUCGGUUUCUCAGAUGGAAUCAAUCCAGCCAUUGCUGGUUUGGCUGUGACUUAUGGACUUAACCUAAAUACGGCUCAAGCGAAGGUGAUAUGGAACAUUUGCAAUCUAGAGUAUGCGAUGAUAUCAGUAGAGAGGAUACUUCAAUUUGUGUCUAUCCCUAGUGAGGCCCCUCUUAUAAUAUAUGAUGUAAAUCAACCAGAACCUUCAUGGCCAUCUCAUGGAGAAGUUGGUAUAGCCAAUCUACAGGUGCGUUAUGCCCCUCACUUGCCGCUAGUGCUGCGGGGUCUCACGUGCACUUUUCCGGGAGGGAAGAAAACUGGUAUUGUAGGCCGAACUGGUAGUGGAAAGUCAACACUCAUACAAACUCUAUUCCGAAUAGUGGAACCUGCAAACGGACAUGUUGUGAUUGAUGGUAUCAACACUUCGGUGAUCGGUUUGCACGAUCUCAGAUCGAGACUAAGCAUCAUUCCCCAAGAUCCUACCAUGUUUCAAGGUACAAUCAGGAGCAACUUGGACCCUCUUGAGUCCUACACUGACGUGGAAAUUUGGGAGGUUCUUGAUAAAUGCCAACUUGGUUACGAAAUCAGGAAGAAGGACAAUGACUUAGAUUCCAUAGUUACGGAAAAUGGAGAGAACUGGAGUAUGGGUCAGAGACAACUUAUCUGUAUAGCGCGGGUGCUACUAAAGAAGAGUAAGGUUUUGGUCCUUGAUGAAGCUACUGCAUCGGUUGAUACUGCCACCGAUAACUUGAUUCAGCAAACCAUUAGGAAUCACUUUUCCGACUCCACUGUUAUAACAAUUGCACAUAGAAUAACUUCCAUUCUUAACUGUGAUGGGGUUCUACUUUUGAGUAAUGGGCUUAUUGAGGAAUAUGACUCUCCUGACAGACUAUUAGCAAACAAGUCAUCCUCAUUUACCAAGCUUGUUAACGAAUACACCGAAAGGUCAAAACAUCAGCUUGUGAAAGGCUGAUGCCUGAUGGAAUUGACUUGCGGAACUCCAACAACUGAUGUGUAAAUUGAACAAGCAACAUUCUUAGUUAUUAUAGAGCUAUUUUUUUUUAUAUUAUAGAGCUAUAGUUAUGGUAUACUAAUGAAGCAAUUUAGUUUUAGUAUGUGAUGAAAUAAAGUCCUUGCAGUUGUUUCAAUGAUUAUACAUACCGAGUAUCAUGUUAUAUUUUUUUCUUGAUAAAAAAAUGGUG
Cuscuta epithymum is the source of this 4420-nucleotide messenger RNA. The record is from the annotation of a GenBank genome assembly. NCBI's taxonomy places the organism in Eukaryota, Viridiplantae, Streptophyta, Magnoliopsida, Solanales, Convolvulaceae.